GGAUUGAAGGGAAGAGAGGGCGUGCGCGCGCGCUCUCCUCAGCGCCGCCCUCUCUCGACUGGGCGCGCUCCUUCCUAUUGGCCGCCUGACUUGUAGGACAGCUAAUACACCUCAACACUCGGCCCCAUCUGCAAGGCCAGAUUUGUCCCUUUGAAUUUGGUCUACCUCGGAGACACGAACGCCUUCUAGGCGGAUCUAACCGGGGUUCCGCCCACUUCGCACACGUCACAGUAGAAGUGUGACAGAUGGCCACCGCAUCUGCGCAUUGCUGAACGACUUUUGUGAGGCACCGUCGCGCCGCAAAGAUGCGCGCUUGCGCAUUUUUGACAAGUGGGCGCUCGCCUCAAGUGUUUGUCCGCUCGCCUAAUUAUUUAUCCUGAGAACAGCGUUUCUCUCUCCUUUUUAUUUGCACAUCUCUAACCCAAGACAUGACUGAACUACGUGUUGAGGCGAAACAUUUGACGACGGAGGGUGGCGCAUGGCUUCUCGUCCUGAGCUCCGUGUUCUUAUGCAACCUCCUCAAAAUCCUUCUACCCUCCUGUUCUUCCAUUAUAUCUAGGUUGCUACAAAAGGAUGCUGAACAGGAAUCUGAAAUGCGAUCUGAUAUUCAGAGCAUGAAGCAAGAACUUUCUACCAUUAGUAUGAUGGAUGAAUUUGCCAGAUAUGCUCGAUUAGAAAGGAAAAUUAAUAAAAUGACUGAUAAGCUUAAGACAAAUGUGAAAACACGAACUGCUCAACUAGCCAAAAUAAAGUGGGUAAUAAAUAUUGUGUUCUACAUUUUGCAAGGUGCCUUAAUGAUAUCAUUAAUUUGGAAAUAUUACUCGGAACCAGUUACUGUGCUUCCAAGCAAAUGGCUAGCCCCUUUGGAACGUUUAGUAGCGUUUCCAACAGGAGUGGCAGGUGGUGUUGGAAUUACGUGUUGGUUGGUGGUUUGCAACAAAGUUGUUGCAAUUAUGCUACACCCAUUCAGUUGAGAAAGAAACAAGUUUCACUUUCAGCAAUUUAGAACUCCCUGUCAUUUUUUCAGUAUUCUGCUAUGAUAGGAGAUAAAUCACAAGAACGUGAAAGACUAGAAGGGUGCAGUUUUAAAAAAAUAAACAAAUAUUUAAAAUUCUCUUCCCUUUAUGGAAGUAAUAGUAUUUGCAAAUGAACAAUUUUUGUUCACUUCAUAGUUGAAUAUUCAGUAAUUGAAAUAUAAUCUACAAUCAAUGA
Molecule: messenger RNA, 1212 nt
Organism: Ahaetulla prasina
Lineage: Eukaryota; Metazoa; Chordata; Lepidosauria; Squamata; Colubridae
Gene: GET1
Product: guided entry of tail-anchored proteins factor 1
Exons: 5
Coding region: 429-974 (181 amino acids)
Biological process (GO): tail-anchored membrane protein insertion into ER membrane
Source: RefSeq, a predicted model, not a curated record